This is a messenger RNA of Microsporum canis CBS 113480, 714 nucleotides long. RefSeq names its product AI-BP family protein. NCBI's taxonomy places the organism in Eukaryota, Fungi, Ascomycota, Eurotiomycetes, Onygenales, Arthrodermataceae. The record is from RefSeq and is a predicted model, not a curated record. Gene Ontology annotation, molecular function: NAD(P)HX epimerase activity. The coding region runs from base 1 to 714 and encodes 237 amino acids. Gene Ontology annotation, cellular component: mitochondrion. The transcript is spliced from 5 exons.
AUGGCCUUAAAAACUAUCAACCCCAAAGAUGCAUCCUCCCUGGAUAAAGACCUCAUGGAUGCUGGAGGCUUCUCUAUUGAUCAGUUGAUGGAAUUGGCUGGUCUUUCCGUCUCACAAGCUGUAUACCGGGUCCAUCCGCCCAAAGAAGGACGCAAUAUUUUGGUGGCCUGUGGCCCAGGAAAUAAUGGAGGGGACGGUCUAGUUGCCGCACGCCAUCUAGCACAUUAUGGGUAUAAACCUACCGUCUACUACCCGAAGCAAGGUAAAAAUGAACUGUAUGAGCGCUUGAAAACCCAGCUGAAAAACCUAUCUGUGCCGUUUACAUCCGACUUCGCGGAAUCCCUUAAAUCCUCUGAUUUGGUCGUGGAUGCCAUCUUUGGGUUUUCAUUCAGCGGGCCACUCAGAGACCCAUUUCCAGAAAUAAUCUCCCAGCUAGAGGAGACAAAGGUUCCAGUUCUUAGCGUUGAUGCGCCUAGUUCAUGGGACAUUGAGUCUGGGCCGCCCAAGGAUGGGCCCGGUUCGAAAUUUAUGCCAGAUAUACUUAUCAGUCUGACAGCCGCUAAGCCGUGCGUGAAGUGGUUCAAGGGAAGACAUUUCCUAGGCGGGAGGUUCUUGACGCCUGGUAUUGCGGGUAAAUAUGGGUUGGAUUUGCCUGAGUAUCCCGGGGUUGACCAGAUAGCGGAAGUUGAUGUUAACUGGCCUGAAAAGUUGUGA